AUGCCUCGUUAUAAGGAUACUAAUUCUUCUACUGACAAUAAGGAGGGUCAGGCUACGGAUCAAGGUGCAGCGGACGCAACAUCAAAGAGCACGGUUUGCUCUAACGUGGCAUACGGUAAGCCCACAAACGUACUACUUGCAACUGCAGUCAUAUUAGUCGAGGAUGAUAUGGGCUCGCGUUACCCGGCUCGCGCAAUACUGGACUCUGGGCAUUGGUCAGUCUGCGGCAAGAGCGAAGCAGCGGGUACGAGCAAUAAUCAGAUCUCGAGUUUCAUCGUACAGCAAACCAUUGAGUUUUUUGGUGUUACCAAGGGUGACGGUAGAUUUACCCACAACAUCAGUUCACACAACGAGAUGGGAGUUCCCAGAAGCCGCACUCGUCAGGUGAUGGUAGUGGCAUACGUCGAAAAAAUGUUUCGGCAGAUUAAGGUGGACCCUGCCGAUGCACCGCUGCAGAGCAUACUGUGGAGAUUCGAUUCAAGAGAAAUCGAGACGUACGAACUAACAACGGUGACGUAUGGUACCAAACCGGCCCCGUUUCUGGCGACUCGUACGCUAAAACAACUAGCCCAGGAUGAAAGGGAGAGAUAUCCUUUAGCAGCUCAGGCUAUUUCUGAGGACGUUUAUAUGGAUGACGUCAUUUCAGGGGCAGACAGUCUCGAAGCAGCGUAUGAAUUGCGGAAUCAAUUUAAUGGAUUAAUGGCCAGUGGGGGAUUUUUGCUUCGAAAAUCGGCAUCCAACUGUUCGGAAGUUUUGAAGGACAUACCGCAGGACAAUUUAGCGCUUCCGAAUUCCGAAGAGAUUUUCUGGGAUCAGGAUGAGACGGUAAAAACCCUAGACUUGUCAUGGCUUCCGAAAACGGAUAAGUUCAAAUUUCAAUUCAAUUUACCAGCAAUCAAGCCAGAUGAAAUUCUUACGAAACGUAAAAUUCUCUCCACAAUUGCGAGCCUUUUCGAUCCUGUGGGACUACUGGGGGCAACCAUAACAGUUGCAAAGAUAACGUUACAACGAUUGUGGUGUCUACAAGACGAGCAUGGAAAUCGGUUGGACUGGGACGCACCAGUACCGUUCAUGGUGGGUGAGGAAUGGCGCGAGUACCACAAGCGAUUAGCGUCAUUGAACGAUUUGCGUAUUUCACGUUGUGUGAUUAUACCAGGAGCAAGGGCGAUUGAAAUUCAUUGCUUCUGCGAUGCGUCAGAGAAGGCUUAUGGUGCCUGCAUGUACAUCCGCAGCACGGAUAACCAGGGAAAAACGUCGGUGUGUCUCUUCACGGCUAAAUCUAAGGUGGCGCCAUUAAGAGUACAAUCUUUGCCACGUUUAGAGCUCUGUGGUGCUUCACUUGCAGCUCAAAUGUACGAAAAGGCAGCAGAGGCAUUAAAUGGAUCCUACAGGGUUUAUUUCUGGACCGAUUCAACCUGUGUGCUGACCUGGAUCAACGCUAUUCCCACUACUUGGACUACAUUUGUAGCGAAUAAGGUCGCGAAAAUACAACGCAUUACAGAAAACCAAACAUGGAACCAUGUGCCAGGUAGUUGCAACCCAGCAGACCUAAUAUCCCGCGGAAUACAACCGGAUACGAUUCACUCAAAUAAGCUGUGGUGGGAAGGUCCGGGUUGGCUGAAGGAAGGGGUGGAGUCGUGGCCUCUUCAAGAUCCAACGGUUAAGGUGACAGACGUACCAGAAAAGCGACGUAGCACAGUGGCGUGCACGACUGUAGAGGAGAAAUCGUUUAGUGUUUGGUUCAUUUCAAAAUUUUCAUCAUACACAACAAUGAUCAGGAGCGCGGCUUAUUGGAGGCGGUUGUUAGUUGCAUUACACACUAAGGAUAAAGUGGAGAAUGAGUUUUUAUCGACGGAGGAGUUGAAGCAAGCUGAGUUGGUCAUAGUUAAGCAUGUUCAGCAGGAAACGUUCCAUAAGGAAAUAGCAGCACUGGCUACAGGAAAACAGAUUCACCGCAGUUCACCGUUGCGUUGGUUUAACCCUAUCAUCACAGAGGCUGGAAUACUUCGGGUGGGUGGACGAUUAAACUUCUCAGAUGUGGCAUACAGCACGAAACAUCCUAUUAUUCUUCCGGCAAAGCAUGUGUUGACAGAGAUUAUCAUGCGGCAUUAUCAUCAGAUAAACAAUGAUACCCUGGAACGGCAGCACUUGUUUGCUGAAAUUAUCGGUCAGCAAACGUACUCUGCUUGCGAAACGAGCGGAGAAAACAUUCUGAAGUAUCAAACUGUGUAG
Molecule: messenger RNA, 2232 nt
Organism: Wyeomyia smithii (pitcher-plant mosquito)
Lineage: Eukaryota; Metazoa; Arthropoda; Insecta; Diptera; Culicidae
Exons: 5
Coding region: 1-2232 (743 amino acids)
Source: RefSeq, a predicted model, not a curated record